Messenger RNA from Hydractinia symbiolongicarpus, 2832 nucleotides. RefSeq names its product tRNA-splicing endonuclease subunit Sen54-like. The record is from RefSeq and is a predicted model, not a curated record. Gene Ontology annotation, biological process: tRNA-type intron splice site recognition and cleavage. The transcript is spliced from 10 exons. NCBI's taxonomy places the organism in Eukaryota, Metazoa, Cnidaria, Hydrozoa, Anthoathecata, Hydractiniidae. Bases 683 to 1663 code for a protein of 326 amino acids. Gene Ontology annotation, cellular component: tRNA-intron endonuclease complex.
AUUUCAUAGUGAAUCGGUCCAGUAAUGCUACCCAAUUAUAUUUUUGAGGGUGGCCUAAAAAUCUGCAAAUCCACAUAUAAAAAAUAUGCUGUUUUUAUAUGCGCGCACAUUAUGAAACUUAGUGAUUACCUUUCAUUUGGUUACCACUACUGUAACUUUAAAAUGACCCAGGUAGAAGAUGUCAAGUAGUUUUGGUUUGAAAGUUGGCUAACUUACUUUUAAGAAAGAUUUCUCCAUAUACUGUACUUUUGAUACUUUUUCCCAACACAUGUAUAAGCCCACCCACAGAUAGAUAAGUCCACCUGUGUAUAAGCUCACAAGUUUCUAUGAUUUGACAUGAAAGAGCACAGGACUUAUCUCUGAAGAUAUCUUGGUUAGGUAACAAAACUUAUAUAUAUUUAUUCCAGAUAUUGAUACAAACUUUCAUUAGAGUUCUGGUUAUGCGAAAAAUAUGUCAAUAUGUCAAAAUAUGUCGAGUUUUGUGAAAUGGAAGUCUUAGAGAAAUUGUUGUUUGUUUUUCUAUUUUUAAUCUUAAUUCACAAUAUAAUAUACCAUGAAAUACCGGCCAAAAAUUUUUUUUUAUAUGUGGUUGAAUUGUUUAUAUGCUCUUUAAAACUAAAUAAUAAUUGUUUUACCUAAUUAAUACCUAACUAAUUAAUUUAGAAAGAAGAAAUCAAUAAACAUGCUAAGUGCAGAGGAGUUAAUGCAUCAUGGAUCUAAAGAAACAAAACUACAAGAGAAUGGAGGAAUAAAAUAUUAUGGUCCCGAAGAAAGUGAUGAGCAGAAGUCAUCCGUUAAAAAAGCGCUUGAUCAAUACCAUCAGAUUCUUCAUGAAGAAAGAAUUUGCAGAAAGUCUAACUUGUCUGUUGCUCAUUGGGAACAAUCAAACUGUCUUGCUGUUGUUACAGUAAGAAAGGGAAGCAGUUUUCACAAAUUUGGGCAUGAAACUAAAGAAGGCUUGUUUUUACAUCCUGAAGAAGCGCUGUUCCUGUUGGACCAGGGCUUAUUACAGUUAGAGCAUGAUAAUUUCCCACUGUCUCUGGAAGAGGCAUACAUUUUGUUAAUUCCAAUCCUGUCAUCUUUUGAACAUUACCAGGUGUAUUCGCAUUUAUGCAAACUGGGAUUUGUGGUAACUAGAUUUAAGAAAAGCGGCAGCACUUCUCGACCUUUGAAUUGUAAGUGGGGAACACUCAGAGAAUCUCCAACGAGCAGUAAAGUUAAAGAUACGGACGCGUCUUACAGAUCUUUAGAACCAAUGGGAUCUGGUCAUGCAAAAGAACUUUGGACAAAAGAUCAAUAUCCUUUGAUUAGACCAGAAGAAGCAACAAGCACCACCUCUGUUCUGUCAAAAUUGCAAGUUAAUGAGCUAAAGCAUCUUAAAGAAGUUUCGAAUGACAUGUCUCUAUCUGCUUGUGCUACCACAUACAACAUCGACUUUAAUGUUUAUGUUGGAAAAGAUCUCAAGAAGUCUGAUUUGGGUAUGCCAAAUUUCAGAAUCACUGUUUGCAGAUAUUGCGACCCCCCGCCGUCGUUACUCGAAAUAUCGAUUUUAUCAAGGAUGUCAGGAGGUGCAAAUUUGAAACUGGCAGUUGUUGAACAGGGGACAGUUUCUUUCUAUGGAAUGUUCGGAGUUGAUCUUCCGACACUUGUCUUACAAGGAUAACAGUUUAUCGACUUAGAUAUCAUAUUACAUCAUUAUUAACAUCAUAUUAUUAAGUUUGGCGAAACAAGAUUGAUUUACGUGGAAUAAGUCAACAUUCUAUGGGACGAGCAGCAUAUUUGAUGGAGAGAUGUUUUGAGACGAAUAAAUCACGUCAGUUGCUAUUAAGUUUGCCGAAACAAGAGUGAUGUACUUGGAAUAAGUCAGUAUUCUGUGGAAUAAGCAACAUAUUCAACGGGAAGAUUUUCAAGUCUAGAGAAAAAUACUGGGAUGUCUUGAAAGUUGCGUAGGUUAAAGUUUAGUGGAUUAAUUUUUUUCCCUAAUACUCGUAGUUAAACUUCGCUUUGAUUAUCCCUUGAAGUUAGUGUGAUUUAAUUUUUGCAGCUCUAGCUUAUUCGUACAAAUUUUGGCGUAGAAAAAAUAUUGCCGAUUUUGUCAAGUCUGCGCCAAGAUUUCUUUUCUCUGUCGUCGUUUUUAUAGCCUUUUAUAUCAUAAUUUUAUUUUAAGUUUUUAUUGGCUAUCACAUCUUAAGGUGGGUUCACAGCCAUUCGUUGUAGUCGUUCGAAUAAGGAGAAUACAAAAAAUCUAUUCGUUGCAAAUAAAAGAAUGCAGUUCACACUAGCGCAAAAAAUAAAACUGCACACAAGAAAUAAUACAUUUAUUUUUAGUUCGGUGCCACUAGUUUUGUUACGUCACUCCACUUCAGCACUUUUCUUUAUUUAUUAUACUUAAUAUUAUACUUAAUAAUAACAUACUAGUAUAUAUUUGUAACUAUCUGCCGCCCUCAAGAAUGUUUAAAACAUCCAUAUAACCGCAUGGACAUUAAUCCAGGUAUUAUCACUGGUGUUGUGUAAUAUAUUAAAUACAUGGCUACAUGUUUGUGGGCCAGAAGGCAGUCAGAAAUGUAUGCAAAGUCAGCAAUUUUCCCCCCUUUCUAAUCGCGAAAUAAUCCUAACUGUGUGCGAGCAAGCGUUCGCAAGAAUGGUAGAGUGAAAAUUAAUAAGUGGCAGGCAUUAUAGCCAAUUAAAACAUUGAGAAAUAAGUUCUUUUGUAAAUUAACAGAAAUUAAUAUUAGUACAGUUUUCUUUUUAAAAUACGAUUUAAAUAUUUUAAAUACAAAACGAAAAGAUUUGGAGGCAUAUGCAGAUAACAGUUUCAGUUCUCACACAACA